This is a messenger RNA of Exophiala spinifera, 915 nucleotides long. RefSeq lists its product as uncharacterized. The transcript has 8 exons. The record is from RefSeq and is a predicted model, not a curated record. The coding region runs from base 1 to 915 and encodes 304 amino acids. Lineage: Eukaryota; Fungi; Ascomycota; Eurotiomycetes; Chaetothyriales; Herpotrichiellaceae.
AUGGGUGUCCCUUUCGAAGCCCUCCUCCCCUAUGCCAUCAUGGUGGGGAUGUUUGGUAUUACGGGUGCGGGUUUGGCUUCGAUCAAAUACUAUAAAAACGACUACAAGCGGCCGAGAUAUCUGAUAGACAGAUGGGACAGACAGAUGAUGGAGAGAGAUCAACGGUUAACGGGCAAGUUCAGAGGACAGUCGGAUGCCGUGGAGGCACCUCUUGGAUUCGAAGUCAACAGCAGAUGGAAGGUUUCCGAUGCGUUGCUCAAGCUCCAAAAGCCCGCAGCGGGCGAAGUUGCGAGAGCCGGAUUCCUGGCCGACAUCGGUAAGCAAAGGACGACAUUACAGCACACCAGCACCACCAGCAGCAAGGUGAUUGCACCCGCGUGCACUUUGAAGCUGGUGUCGAAGAACUCCCCUCCUCCUCCUCCAGGAUCAGCACCACCUGCCGCCGACAACACCAUCCCCAAGGGUAGCCAUUGGGUCGACCUAACAGAAGCUGGCAGUGUCGUCGUCAUCGACCAGCCAGAAGGCCAAAAGUGUGCGGCCGUAGGCGGCAUCAUGGCUCAACGGAUGAAAGUAAGGGGUGUGGCUGCGUGCGUCGUCGGUGGCCGUGUGCGAGACAUGGCUGAGUUGAAAGAGUCCAAACUACCAAUCUUUGCACUGGGGAAGUCGACAGUGGGGACCAACGCCGAGUCGACGGUAUACGCGCGCAACGUCCCAGUGACCAUAACCGGCGUCACGGUGGCUCCGGGAGACAUCAUCUUUUGCGACCCGCUGGAGGGUGUCGUGGUCAUCCCGCGGGACCUCCUCGACGACACGCUGUCCUUGAUGCCUAAGCUGGUGGCUGCGGACGACAAGGUGAAGGAAGCUGUAGAGAAAGGAAUGACAGUGGCCGAAGCGUUCAAGAAGUUCAGAGGAUAG